Camellia sinensis is the source of this 1710-nucleotide messenger RNA. The record is from RefSeq and is a predicted model, not a curated record. NCBI's taxonomy places the organism in Eukaryota, Viridiplantae, Streptophyta, Magnoliopsida, Ericales, Theaceae.
AUGGGGACUACCAUAAAUGAUGAUGGAAAUGAAGAGGAUGAGGAGGACGGUGAUAAUGACAAUGACAAUGACGAUGAUGUGGCUAACAAUAUGCUUCAUGUGAACGUGUUGAACAAGUGGAGCAAUAAGUCUUUCACCAUGUUGUUGGGGAUAUUAAAGGACCUUCUACCGAAAGAGAAUGCAAAUUUAGAGAAUUUUUCGAUUUGUCAAGAGUCUAGAUACAAGUCGAAUUAUGGAAAAGAUGAUGGGAUAUUGAGACACCCGGCUGAUGGUGAGGCAUGGAAGGAUUUUGAUAGGCAACAUCCUUUGUUUUCCCAAGAUAGUCGAAAUGUGAGGUUAGGGUUGGCCACUGAUGGUUUCAAUCCUUUUGGAAACAUGAGCAACUCGUACAGUAUGUGGCCUGUGAUUGUUAUGCCUUACAACUUGCUUCCUUGGAAAUGUAUGAAACAAGCAUUUAGUAUGCUGUCAUUGCUUAUCCCUGGACCACAAGCACCAGGGAGAGAUAUCGAUGUUUACAUGCGACCAUUGAUUGAUGAGUUGAAGGAGUUGUGGGAAGAUGGUGUGCUUACUUAUGAUGCCUCAACUGAAUUAAGUUUUCAAAUGCAUGCAGCUGUUAUGUGGACAAUUAAUGACUUUCUUGCAUAUGGAAACUUGUCAGGAUGGAGUACGAAAGGGUAUUUGGCUUGUCCCACCUGUAACAAAAAUGCUUCCUCACAAUGGUUGAGAGAUGGGAAGAACAAAGACACAGAAAAAGCAUGCAUGGAUUUGGAAGAUAUGAAAAUGAGGAAGGAGUUGCACUUAAAAAGGCGUGCCGAUGGAUCUUUUGAAAAGCCCCCAGCAUUGUACACUUUGUCCUCAGAUGAAAGAUAUGGUUUUUGUGAGCUUUUAAAGUCAAUUAAGUAUCCUGAUGGUUAUGCAGCAAACAUCUCAAGGUGUGUGAACACAAAAGGUGAUAAGUUAACUGGCCUAAAAAGUCAUGAUUUUCAUGUCCUCAUACAGCGACUUCUUCCCAUUAGAAUGCGUGGAUAUCUUCACAAUGAUAUUUGUGUCGCAUUAUUUGAGUUGGGAAAUGUCUUCCAAGAGCUUUGCUCGAAGACAUUGAAGAUGAAGAAUUUGGAAAUAUUAGAAGAUCGCACAAUAUUCAUACUAUGCAAGUUAGAAAAAAAAUUUCCACCAGCAUUUUUUGAUGUGAUGGUCCAUUUGGCGAUUCAUUUGCCACGUGAAGCCAUUCUUGGUGGGCCUGUGCAAUAUCGGCGGAUGUACCCCAUUGAAAGGCUACUUGGAACUUUAAAAGGAUAUGUUGCAAAUGGAGCUCGUCCGGAAGGUUCGAUCACAGAAGCUUAUGUUGUCAAUGAGUGUCUCACAUUUUGCUCAAUGUAUCUGGGUGGGAUUGAAACUGUAUUUAAUCGAGAGAAACGAAAUGUCGAUGUUAGUGUGCAUGAGUCGGGGUUAGAGGUCUUCGCGCAAAAUGUUCGUCCUUUUGGGCUAAUUACAAGGGUUUCUAACGUGUCUCAAAAAGAACGUGAAAUGGCUCAUUGGUUUGUCUUGAAUAAUAGCCUCGAGCUUGACCAUUAUCUAGAGCAACACAAGAAUCUUUUAGAAAAUGAAGGUGUACGUGACAUCACAAAUAGACAGAAAAAGGAAUUCCCCAAGUGGUUCAAAGAACAUGUAAGAUAUAAUCCCAAACUUUAUUCAGCUACACUUAUAUGA